This is a messenger RNA of Alternaria alternata, 1144 nucleotides long. RefSeq names its product Gar1-domain-containing protein. The coding region runs from base 24 to 653 and encodes 209 amino acids. The record is from RefSeq and is a predicted model, not a curated record. Gene Ontology annotation, biological process: snoRNA guided rRNA pseudouridine synthesis; ribosome biogenesis. Lineage: Eukaryota; Fungi; Ascomycota; Dothideomycetes; Pleosporales; Pleosporaceae. Gene Ontology annotation, cellular component: box H/ACA snoRNP complex. The transcript is spliced from 5 exons. Gene Ontology annotation, molecular function: box H/ACA snoRNA binding.
CCACUUUCACCACAACGAACAACAUGGCAUUUCGCGGUACUCCUCGUGGCGGACGUGGCGGCGGCUUCGGCGGACGUGGCGGAUUUACUCCUCGUGGAGGACGCGGUGGCAUGGGAGCCUCAUUCGGACCCCCAGACACUGUCAUCGAAAUGGGCAAGUUCGUUCACGACUGCGAAAACGAGAUGUUCUGCGAAUCGAUAAACACAAAGAUCCCAUACUUCAACGCGCCCAUCUAUCUCGAGAACAAGACGCCCGUUGGCAAAGUCGACGAAAUCCUCGGCCCUUUGAACCAGGUCUACUUCACCAUCAAGCCCCAAGAGGGCAUACAAGCCAAGUCCUUCAAGGCCGGCGACAAGUUCUACAUUGGAGGCGACAAGCUGCUGCCUCUUGACAGGUUCCUUCCCAAGCCCAAGCCCGUUGGUGGUGUCACCAAGCCUAAGAGGCCUGCUGGCGCCGGUCGCGGAGCACCCCGUGGAGGCUCUCGCGGUUUUGGAGGUCGCGGCCGUGGAGCACCCCGAGGACGUGGUGGACCCCCUGGACGUGGAGGCAGCUUCGGUGGCCGUGGAGGAAGCGGAUUUGGCGGCCGCGGUGGCGGUGGUGGUGGUUUCUCAAGAGGUGGACGCGGUGGUGGACGUGGACGAGGAGGAUACUAAGUGCCUCGGACUGGGACGGCAACCACCUCUUUCGGAACACGCUGGCAAUGCGCAACCGUUUGCGCUGCCGUUUCGGCUCGAUCCUACGACUACCUACCGAUACCAUGAUCAUUUGAGGCGUUUUGGAGUUGAUGGGAUCACUGUAUCAUGUCUAGACAUGGCGCCUUGCUAUGGACACUCUGUGAAGGGUGCGCGAGUUAUAUUUUCUAGUCAAAUUACUCUGAAGUUCAACUUGCCCGAUGCAUUUGGGCGAAUGAAUCCUUCUCCAGAGUAGAGUUCUGCAAUAGCGCGCCCGUGCUGAACAAGCUCGGAAGGUGAUGCAAGUCGAACUCGUCAAGUCAACUAUGAUGGUUGCGGAAAGCAGACCAAUCUUGAUAAUCCGUCUUGGAGUACAUCUCUCAAGUGGUAGCUUUAUUUGAUACUGCAACUACAGCAAAGAGUGCUGAAUCUCUGUACACGCCUGCUGAAUACUGAUUUGCGUAGAGCAGCAG